Messenger RNA from Blepharisma stoltei, 957 nucleotides. The record is from the annotation of a GenBank genome assembly. Lineage: Eukaryota; Ciliophora; Heterotrichea; Heterotrichida; Blepharismidae.
AUGAACCAGGUUCUCUAUAACAAUAACUUGCUUGGCAACAUUUUAUCAUUCUUAACUCCGCUUGAGAUUCUAUCCUCGAUUCCUCAUGUUAGCAAGGUUUUUUAUCACACAUCAAAAACAAGCUGGGCCAUUGAAAGAUUAUUUUCAAGCAUGCUUCCUGAGAUUUUUUGAAUUAGGCCGCCUCUUGACUACCCAUGUAUAAUAACUUUCAAAGGCCUUUUCAAUAAAAUCUACAAAGGCGCUCGAUUAUUAUUUUAUUUUCGAAUUUGCAAGAUAUGCGGCAGGUUGCUUAUCCUUGAUUCGUAUCCUUAUGAAAAUGGAUCUAUUACUCAAGUUCAUAAAAGAUCAUAUACAAGGCAUCGGCGUUUCCAAAGAGUUUCUCUACAUGCCUAUAGGGCUAAUUUUACACUGUAUAUAGGUGAUGAAGAAAAACACACCUGCAAGAAUUUUUGCCAAGAAGAGUCUACAAACGGAAUCAAUUGUGAGUGAUACUUAAAAUUUUUAGAAAAUAAAAUUCAAAAAAAAGAAUUUUUUAAUCUCAAAAGAUUUGUGGAGGAUUACAAGAUUUCUGAAACUAAUUAUAACAACUCAUUGAUCUGUGGGCUAGGAGUGGGUAUUAAAAGCUUUAUGCAAAUGAUUACAGUGGGAGGAAACUGUUUGAUGUUUCAUAGCAACUUUAACUUUAAAAACAACUCAAGGAUUGUAUUAGAAAAAUGUAUAGAGUUUGGAGGAAAUUAUAGGGAAGCUUAUAUGUUUAAAAGUGCUAAAGAAAAAUGCUUGAUUUUAAUCGAGCUAAUGAAAUUUUUAAUUAGUUCAAAAGUAAUAUAUUCAGCUUGCAUAGGAAAUGGCUCAAAUAGAAUAUUAGUGGAUGGAGAGGGUGUAAAAUUAACCAAAUUUUCAGAUUUUUAUCAAAAGAAAUAUAACGUCGUUCUUUUUGACACAGAGGAUAUUAAUUAA